Molecule: messenger RNA, 252 nt
Organism: Spodoptera littoralis (African cotton leafworm)
Lineage: Eukaryota; Metazoa; Arthropoda; Insecta; Lepidoptera; Noctuidae
Source: the annotation of a GenBank genome assembly
AUGUCUGAGCUUCCCUACGGACCUCCAGUGCGCGUUUCGCCACUCAUCAGGUUCGGCCGUUGGUCGUUCCUCGGUGCUGGUAUCCUGUACGGAGCCUUCCACCAGAACAGGCUCUCCAAGAAGGAAGCUAAGUUCCGUGAAGUUGAAGCCAAGGAGAAGGUUAUCAGGGACGAGAAGCUUAAGAAGGAGAAGGCGAUCGCUGCGGCUGCUGAAAUCAAAGCCUUGGAAGAAAUGGUUGCUCCCAAGAAAUGA